UGUCAUGCAAGUCCCAAUCGAAUUUUGACUUAUUUGACAAAGAUGUGUUUAGUGCGCACAAGCUCUUUCUGACGUUGACAUUCGAAUUUAAAAGAAAGAAAAAAAUGCCAAAGGACGCUGGCAGGUGUGGGAUCGGUAUUUAUUUACAAAUUGUCAGCGUGAAAUAAUCCUUGCCAUUUUUAAAGCUUAGCAGAAAUUAAAGACUUAUUGAUUGUGGAUGAAUAAAAGUAUAUCAAUAAUGUCUACACACAUUGGACUAGGCGAAAGUAUUGAGGACUAUGAAGUGCUCCAUUUACUUGGUAAAGGUGGCUUCGCCAGUGUGUAUAAGGCGCGUUCUACGCGUACAAACGAAAUGGUGGCUAUCAAAAUGAUUGACAAACAGCUUAUACAGCGUGCUGGAUUAGCCAAUCGUGUGCGGCAGGAAGUGGAAAUACACUCGCGUCUUAAACAUCCCUCUGUUUUGGAGCUGUACACAUUCUUUCAAGAUGAAAAUUAUGUAUAUUUAGUAUUGGAGUUGGCGCAUAAUGGUGAAUUGAAUCGUUACAUGAAACAACAGAUGGGGCGAUCCAUGACAGAAGAGGAAGCGGCCAGUAUAUUGCGACAGGUUGUCUCCGGUUUGCUAUAUUUGCAUUCCCAUCAGAUAAUGCACCGAGACAUAUCCCUAUCGAAUUUAUUGCUCAGUAAGGAUAUGCAUGUUAAAAUCGCCGAUUUUGGAUUAGCAACUCAGUUAAAGAGGCCAGAUGAGAAGCACAUGACUAUGUGUGGCACACCCAAUUAUAUAUCUCCAGAGGUGGUAACCCGAGCAACACAUGGUCUGCCCGCGGAUGUGUGGGGCCUCGGUUGUAUGUUCUACACAUUAUUAGCGGGUCAUCCACCCUUUGACACUGAUGCUGUGCAGUCCACACUUACAAAAGUAGUAAAAUCAGAUUUUCAAAUGCCCCAACAUCUAUCGUACGAUGCACAGGAUCUAAUUGAACGUUUAUUAAAGAAAAAUCCGAGUGAGCGAAUAACACUGGAACAAGUGCUGCAACACCCAUUCAUGGUAUGUCGUGAACAACGGUAUGGCACAGCUGCCGGUUCAGCUGCUGAUAGUAACAAAAUUCAAAAUAACAACUGCAUAUCAACAAAUCAACAGAAAUAUUACCAGCACCAGCAAAGUGCUGCGAGCUGUGACAGCGGUAUUAUAACCUUUGCCAGCAGUAACUCCAGUUCAUCUCGUACAGCUGCACUUCAACGUUCACGUUCGAUGGAAAAGUAUCCCACACGUGGCGCUCUGGAACGCAUACAUGAACAUCAUCCACAACAUCAAUAUCAAGCAGAUUUUACGCCACUCAAAGCAGCACAUUCUUACAAUUCCUUGGGUAGUGGUUUCAUGGAACCACAUGAACCACGUCCAGUUCAUACAUCAACACCUCAAAGUGAUAGCAUGGAACUUGAUUGGCAGUCUAAUGGCUCGUCUAAAUACAAGAAUUUGCCGUCAACUCCGAACUAUUCUAUAACUAAUCAUUUUCCUCUCCCAAAGCCAGUAGUUGAGAACAAUGAAACUAAUUUUACGACUGGUGGCACUGACUAUCUUCCGCAAAAUGCAAAACAUCCGGGGGGACGGGAAAAAUUGGUACGUUAUUCUAAUGUCGGAGAAAUUCCAGAGCAAAAAAACACAGAAGAGCGUUUGAGCGUGCCACCAUUGAAUACUGACCGUCUUUUACCGACACGGUACAAAACUAAAAAUGCAAUUAUGAGUAUUCUAUCGGGGGGUGAAGUGGCCAUAGAAUUCAUAAAGUAUAAAAGUCGUUUACGCGAAGAGCGCAUAACCGAUGUAUGCUGGAUUUCACAAAAUGGCUUGCGUAUUACAAUUUACCAGCCAGAUCCGGGAAGAGGCCUUCCAAUAAGUGAAGAACCGCCAGCUAUGUUAACAGGCGAUUCGUCAACUGUUUACACAUACGACAAUUUACCCAGCAAACAUUGGAAGAAGUACAUCUAUGCUUCGAGAUUUGUUAAUUUGGUUAAAGCAAAAACCCCCAAAGUAACAUUUUUUAGCGCACAAGCAAAGUGCCAUCUGAUGGAGAGUAUGGAAGAUUUUGAGGUAUUUUUCUAUACUGGCGCCAAGGUGACAAAAUCGCCGACACAGGGUUUACGCGUCUAUGAUAAACAUGGGCGUCUGUUGCAAAAUCACGAAGAAUCAGUGGCAUGCAAUUUAUUGCAGCACCAAGAAGAAUGCCUGAAGCAUUGUCAGGCGAUUUGUAGUGCAUUGCAGCUGGUACAGACAAGUGGAAAUUGUUGUUUCCCAGCUGUGGUAGGUAGGCGACCCAGUGAAUUGGACGUUAUGCAAGGACAGUGUAUCACAACUGCAAUGCGGGACACAACGAAUUUGAUUUACCUAACGCCAAGGUCGCAACAGGGCAGCAUCAACUUCUCAAUUGACACUAUGUCUUUAGGAUUACGCAGCGGCAGCAACUUUAGCAAUGCAUCAUCGCAACAAUCAAUGGGUUUGCAACAGCAGCAGCAACAAGAGCAAAUAAUGGCAGCACAACCCAAUGUACCGAUACGAAAAAUAAAUAUACCCGGAAUCGGUAUCGCCACAGAGCUAUCGCAUGGUAUUAUACAAAUACAAUACCCAGAUGGAGCUCAUGUCUCCGUGAUACCUGCUAACCAAGGUGGUGGCAUCACUUUCACACAAACGAGUGGUUUGUCCACGCACUUUAGCACGCAAGACGAUCUGCCAUUUGUGGUAAGAGAGAAAUUAGCACAGUUACCGCAAGUAGAGCGGCAGCUGAAGCAGGCGCCCGUAUUGAGCUCAAACGGGCGCUACGGGCAACCCAAGCAACAAAAUUAUACCCACGAAGGUAUGCAAGUAGGUACGACCCCACGCACUCCGAAUGCCUGCGCUAAAUACAGCACCACCACCACCGCCGCCAGAGACACGCAUCAGCAUGUCAUGAAAUAUUUUCGCUAGUGCGUUGAGUAUGGUGGUGUGUGGGCGUGUUAGAACAGCGCGUGCGGAAGUUUCUUAUUUUAAAAUUAAUUUAUUUGUAACAAACUAAAAUGAUUUUAUUUUUUUUUUUAUAGAAAUAGGUAUUUUCUAUUGUUCAUACUUGAUUACAAUUAAUGUAUCUAUGUAUAUUUGGUAAACUUGAAUUGAAUUAAAGGUAAAAUAUACUGUUUAUACUGCUUUUAAAUUUUGUGAAA
Molecule: messenger RNA, 3186 nt
Organism: Rhagoletis zephyria (snowberry fruit fly)
Lineage: Eukaryota; Metazoa; Arthropoda; Insecta; Diptera; Tephritidae
Gene: SAK
Product: polo like kinase SAK
Biological process (GO): protein phosphorylation
Cellular component (GO): nucleus
Molecular function (GO): protein binding; protein kinase activity; ATP binding
Source: RefSeq, a predicted model, not a curated record